Poeciliopsis prolifica (blackstripe livebearer) is the source of this 5073-nucleotide messenger RNA. RefSeq lists its product as uncharacterized. Gene Ontology annotation, molecular function: ubiquitin-protein transferase activity; zinc ion binding; protein binding. The record is from RefSeq and is a predicted model, not a curated record. Gene Ontology annotation, biological process: protein ubiquitination. NCBI's taxonomy places the organism in Eukaryota, Metazoa, Chordata, Actinopteri, Cyprinodontiformes, Poeciliidae.
GGAACCUGAUCAGAACAUCUCAGACCUCCCGAUCAGAUCAUCUGCUAAUCACUGAUCUGUGUCUCCUGUCCUCAGGUUCAGACAUGUCUUCUGGCAGCAGCCCGCGGUCUGAGGAUCAGUUUCUCUGCUCCAUCUGUCUGGAUGUGUUCACUGAUCCAGUCAGCACACCAUGCGGACACAACUUCUGCAAGACCUGCAUCACCCAGCACUGGGACGGAGACGGCCCCUACAAAUGUCCUCUGUGUAAUGAAGGUUUCACCUGCAGACCUCAGCUGAGAGUCAACACCUUCAUCAAAGAGAUGGUUGAUCAGUUCAGACAUGAAGCUCAGCAGGGAGCCAGCAGCAGCAGCUCGGAGCAACAAGCUGCUAAACCAGGAGAAGUUCCCUGUGACGUCUGCACUGGACCCAAACUGAAGGCCCUGAAGUCCUGCAUGGUGUGUCUGACCUCCUACUGCCAGACUCACCUGGAGCCUCACCUGGCCGCUCCACGUCUGAAGAAACACCAGCUGAUGGAGCCCAUGGAGAACCUGGAGGACAGGAUGUGUCUGCAGCACGAUAAACCUCUGGAGCUGUUCUGCAGGACCGACCAGACAUGCGUCUGCUCACUCUGCUCUGUUUCAGACCACAAGAACCACCAGCUGGUUCCUCUGGGAGAAGAAUCUGAAGGAAAGAAGGCAAAGCUGAGGAAGACGGAGGCUGAAGUUCAGGAGACGAUCCAGGAGAGACGACUGAAGAUCCAGGAGAUCAGAGAGUUGCUGAAGAUCAGUAGAGAUGCUGCAGACAGAGAGAAAGCAGAAGCUGUUCAGGUCUUCAGCCUGAUGGAGUCUGCUGAGAGACGCCUGAAGGAGCUCCUCAAGGAGAUCCAAGACAAACAGGAAACUACAGAGAAAGAGGCUGAAGGCUUCAUCACAGACCUGGAACAGGAGAUCUCUGAGCUGGAGAAGAGGAGCUCUGAGCUGAAGCAGCUCUCACAGGAUGAAGAUCACCUCCACCUCCUGCAGAGCUUCUCCUAUCUGACAGAUCCUCCACCUGUCAAGCACUGUGUAGAGGUCAGAGUUCAUCCACCAUCAUAUGAGGGCACUGUGGUGAGAGCUGUGGCUCUGGUUGAGGAAGACUUCAGGCAGAAGAUUAGCAAGUUGCUAGCAGAAGAGCUGAAGAGGGUCCAGCAGUUUGCAGUGGAUGUGACUCUGGAUCCUGAUGCGGCUCAUCCUAACCUCAUCCUGUCUGGUGAUGGAAAACAGGCCAAACAUGGAGAUGUGAAGAAGAAUCUUCCAGACAAUCCACAGAGGUUUUCUCACUGUGUUUCUGUUUUAGGACAGCAGAGUUUCUCCUCAGGCAGAUUUUACUUUGAGGUUCAGGUUAAAGGAAAGACUGACUGGGAUUUAGGAGUGGUUAGAGAAUCUGUUGACAGGAAGGGAACCAUCAACCUCAGUCCUCAGAAAGGUUUCUGGACUUUCUGGUUGAGAAAUGGAUAUGAGUACAAAGUUGGUGCUGGACCUUCAGUCCGUCUGCAUCUCCAUCCUGGUCCAGAGAGUGGGGUGUUUGUGGAUUAUGAGGAGGGUCUGGUCUCCUUCUAUGAUGUAGAUGCUGUAGAUGUGAUUUACUCCUUUACUGGCUGCUGCUUCAAGGAGAAACUCUACCCGUUCUUCAGUCCUGGUCUUAGUGAUGGAGGUAAAAACUCAUCUGCCCUGAUCAUCUGUCCUGUUCAUCAGACUCAUUACAUGCCUCCUCUGUUGUUCUUGGUGCUGCUGGCUGUUGUCAGCCUCGAAUGCAGAGCACAGACCGACAGCGUGCUGCAACCAGAGAGAGACUUGAUGGCUACUGAAGGAGGCAACGCAACUCUGCAAUGUCUCUAUGACACAAGUGGAUCCAACCAUUACCUCUGGUACAGACUGGAGGGAGGCAGCAGUCCCACAUUCAUCCUGAGCCGCUUUAAGAUUGGCGAUGGGAAAACAACGGAGAAGAGAUUUUCCUCCAGCCUGGAUGCCACUGCUAGAUCAGUUCCUCUGACGAUCCAGGAUCUUCGUCCGUCAGACUCUGCUGAGGAGGAGGAGGAGGAGGAAGAGGAGGAGGAGGAGGAGGAGGAGGAGCUCAACUCUCCAACAUUAACUCUGCUCAACAUGCUGUCUCUGCUCACAUCUGGAUUCACUCUGCUGGUUCUGAUCACUGGAUCAGGUGUAAACUGCCAACAACUCACUGCAGCAAAGACUGAGGAGUUCAGUUCAGAGGGCAGCUCUGUUACUCUGACCUGCAGUUACUCCAACAAGAUAGCUCUUGGUGAUGAUUUCUUUUGGUAUCAACAAAAUCCUGGAAAACCUCCAGAGUUCAUCUACUACAUCUCAGGGCUCAACAGCUCAAGAUCAGCAGAGUCUCUGAAAUCAUCAACAAGAUUCUCCACUUACCUGAGAGGAGAGAAGCACCUGGAUCUGCUGAUCUCCUCUGCUGCAGAGGAAGAAGAGGAGGAGGAGGAGGAGGAGGAGGAGGAGGAGGAGGAGGAGGAGGAGCUGCUCAACUCUCCAACAUUAACUCUGCUCAACAUGCUGUCUCUGCUCACAUCUGGAUUCACUCUGCUGGUUCUGAUCACUGGAUCAGUUCAGUUCAACUCUCCAACAUCAACUCUGCUCAUCAUGGACAAUUAUGGUCUGUCUCUGCUCAUCGCCUCUCUGCUAACAGGUAUCAGUUGCGAUCAACCGACUCCCCGGCAGAAUGAAGUGUUCGAAGUAGUCAGCAGCUUUGUCCCUCUGAGCUACGCUUUAUCCAAACCAGCAGUUAAUGAUUAUUUCUUCUGGUACCGACAAUAUCCUGGAAAACCUCCAGAGUUCCUGAUCUCCCACACAGCAAAAGGAGGAGAAUUAUCUCAGCCGCCUCCUGGUUUCUCCAUUGGAUGGAUCAUCUCUGUUGAUCUCAUGUCUGACCUGAACUCCUGGAACAUGUUGCUUCACCUCCUGCUCUUCUCUCUCUGCAUCGGUUCAGACAUGUCUUCUGGCAGCAGCCCGCGGUCUGAGGAUCAGUUUCUCUGCUCCAUCUGUCUGGAUGUGUUCACUGAUCCAGUCAGCACACCAUGCGGACACAACUUCUGCAAGACCUGCAUCACCCAGCACUGGGACGGAGACGGCCCCUACAAAUGUCCUCUGUGUAAUGAAGGUUUCACCUGCAGACCUCAGCUGAGAGUCAACACCUUCAUCAAAGAGAUGGUUGAUCAGUUCAGACAUGAAGCUCAGCAGGGAGCCAGCAGCAGCAGCUCGGAGCAACAAGCUGCUAAACCAGGAGAAGUUCCCUGUGACGUCUGCACUGGACCCAAACUGAAGGCCCUGAAGUCCUGCAUGGUGUGUCUGACCUCCUACUGCCAGACUCACCUGGAGCCUCACCUGGCCGCUCCACGUCUGAAGAAACACCAGCUGAUGGAGCCCAUGGAGAACCUGGAGGACAGGAUGUGUCUGCAGCACGAUAAACCUCUGGAGCUGUUCUGCAGGACCGACCAGACAUGCGUCUGCUCACUCUGCUCUGUUUCAGACCACAAGAACCACCAGCUGGUUCCUCUGGGAGAAGAAUCUGAAGGAAAGAAGGCAAAGCUGAGGAAGACGGAGGCUGAAGUUCAGGAGACGAUCCAGGAGAGACGACUGAAGAUCCAGGAGAUCAGAGAGUUGCUGAAGAUCAGUAGAGAUGCUGCAGACAGAGAGAAAGCAGAAGCUGUUCAGGUCUUCACGGCUCUGAUGGAGUCUGCUGAGAGACGCCUGAAGGAGCUCCUCAAGGAGAUCCAAGGCAAACAGGAAACUACAGAGAAAGAGGCUGAAGGCUUCAUCACAGACCUGGAACAGGAGAUCUCUGAGCUGGAGAAGAGGAGCUCUGAGCUGAAGCAGCUCUCACAGGAUGAAGAUCACCUCCACCUCCUGCAGAGCUUCUCCUAUCUGACAGAUCCUCCACCUGUCAAGCACUGUGUAGAGGUCAGAGUUCAUCCACCAUCAUAUGAGGGCACUGUGGUGAGAGCUGUGGCUCUGGUUGAGGAAGACUUCAGGCAGAAGAUUAGCAAGUUGCUAGCAGAAGAGCUGAAGAGGGUCCAGCAGUUUGCAGUGGAUGUGACUCUGGAUCCUGAUGCGGCUCAUCCUAACCUCAUCCUGUCUGGUGAUGGAAAACAGGCCAAACAUGGAGAUGUGAAGAAGAAUCUUCCAGACAAUCCACAGAGGUUUUCUCACUGUGUUUCUGUUUUAGGACAGCAGAGUUUCUCCUCAGGCAGAUUUUACUUUGAGGUUCAGGUUAAAGGAAAGACUAACUGGGCUUUAGGAGUGGUUAGAGAAUCUGUUGACAGGAAGGGAACCAUCAACCUCAGUCCUCAGAAAGGUUUCUGGACUUUCUGGUUGAGAAAUGGAUAUGAGUACAAAGUUGGUGCUGGACCUUCAGUCCGUCUGCAUCUCCAUCCUGGUCCAGAGAAGGUGGGGGUGUUUGUGGAUUAUGAGGAGGGUCUGGUCUCCUUCUAUGAUGUAGAUGCUGUAGAUGUGAUUUACUCCUUUACUGGCUGCUGCUUCAAGGAGAAACUCUACCCGUUCUUCAGUCCUGGUCUUAGUGAUGGAGGUAAAAACUCAUCUGCCCUGAUCAUCUGUCCUGUUCAUCAGACUCAUUGAUCUGCUGAAUCUUGAGAGGUGAGCUGGAAACAUCCUCUGCAGGAAUUCAACAGUUCUGAUCAUUUUCUGCAGCUCGUUCUGAUUCUGUGUUUCUGCAGGUUUUAUCUUCUCCCUUCAGCUUCUAAAAUCACCAGCUCAUUAUUUCUUCUUGGAUUUUUUCAUGUAACUAUUUGAAAGUGUGUCUGAGUUUGAAUCUUCUCUUUGUAAUCUCCACUGUGACCUUGAUGAUGAGAUGCUGAUAACUGAUCGCUGCGUUCAGAAAGUUUAAUCUGGAGACUAAAGUGACUUUAGACACUAAACUACUAGUUAGUGUCUUAGUAGAUAGAAGAACUGCUUCCUUCUAAUGAUCAUUCUGAUGUAUAGAAAGAAAACCUUUAAGACUUUAUAAGACUAAUGUGAUCAGAGUUGUAGUUCUAAAAGUUUUGGAUCUGAAAUAAAACGCCAUAUAAUCCAA